Messenger RNA from Notodromas monacha, 285 nucleotides. NCBI's taxonomy places the organism in Eukaryota, Metazoa, Arthropoda, Ostracoda, Podocopida, Cyprididae. The record is from the annotation of a GenBank genome assembly.
AUGCCCGAAACAAACGGGGGUUUUCUCGGGGCCGAGAGUCGAAGUUCCUCGGGAACCCGAAUCAAAAGGUUGAUGACGCAGGUCAGGUUCACCAUUGAGCCCGGGUUCACGUACCUCACAGCGGCUCCCAAGAUUUCUGCCCUCGUAUCUGAAACGUGGAAAUUGAAGCAGAGGAUUCAGGUUGGCUUGAAGAACACUGGUACACAUUUGUACUUGCAGUUUUUUGCUCUUGCCACCCUUUGCGAGGGGGGUGCGCAGCGAGUCCCCAACAAGCUGCAACCUUGA